CUUUCAAUGUAUUGCCUUAGACGCACCUACUUUAGAUUUCACUUUAAUAAAGCUAUAAGAUAUUCAUCAAGCAGAUCUGGACUUGAUGAGAGAACGAAGAAAGUUAUGGAAGAGAUCAAGCAGAUAGAGUAUCAGCUACAGUCAAGAUCAAAGCAGGUUCAUAUUUAUAAAAUAAAACAAAACAAAAGAUCACUGUUCUAAUGUUAAUAGGCUGGUAGUUUACCUGAAAAAGUAAGCAACGAAGAGAUCGAAACCAUUUACAAGGAACUUUCUGCACCCACCCCCUCAAGGCCAAAGAUUACUUCUAAUUAUUUGGAACAAUUACAGUUGAAAUUUUUAGAUACCCGUAAAGAGCAGCUUGGGGAAAAUAUGAAAAGACAAUUACCGUCAAGUGAAAAAGUGGUUGACACAAAACUGACAUCGACUGAAGAAAAGUCUUCAAUGCAAGAUUACACAGUUCAAGAUUUUGAAAGCUUAAUUUAUGCAAACGCAAUAACCAAAAGACCCAAAGAAGCAGAAAAAGCAUUCGAUUUGAUGCAGAAAUACAAUAUAUUACCCAGUACUCGAGCCGUGAACCAUUUGAUUGAUGCUUAUGCUAAUGCUAACGAUUUGCCUCAAGCCAUAUCAGCAUUUAAACGACUACGAGAAUAUAAUCUGAAGCCUGAUAUUUACACUUACAGCUCCAUCAUAAAAGCAUUCGUUGCUAGCAAAAGAAUAGAUGACGCACUAGUCAUUUUUGAAAGAAUGAAAAAUAGCUCCAUUAUUCCAUCACAGCCUAUAUUCGCCAACAUCAUCAGUGGAUGCUUAAAAGCAAAUAAAGUGGAGAAGGCAUGGGAGGUGUUUGAUACAAUGAGACUCUCUUAUCAUCAACCUGACGAAGUUUCAUAUACUUUAAUGCUACAUGCUUGUGCAAAGAGAGGAGAAGUGGAAAAAUCCUUGAAUCUGUUUGAAGAUAUGGUCAACUAUCAAUUGUAUCCUACAGAUGUCACCUUUAAUGUUCUUAUUAAUGCAUGUGCAAAGCGUCCUGAUUAUUACCAUGAAGCAUUUAGCUUAUUAAACCAGAUGGAAGAGCACUACGGAUUCCAGCCUGAUAGAAUUACAUACAAUACAUUACUUACGGCCUGUUCAAGAAAAAAAGAUUUGCCUCAAGCUCGAAACAUAUUAAAUGUUAUGUGGAAUGAUAUGAAGGAAAAGGGUGCAGAUAGUCUAUUAGCACCUGAUGAGCAAACUUUUACUAAUUUACUCUGGUGUUAUGCAAGUUAUCAACCAACAAGAAGUGCUGACAAGAUAUCAGAAACAACAAGCUCUUCAACAGCAUUGACAACUACUGAAUGUUUAAUAUCUACUGAAAUACCUCGAAAGAGAUCCGAUGUCGCCAAAGAGGCCAGGUGGCUCUUCAAGCUUGCUGUCUCUCACAAUAUCCAGGUCACAACUGCCUUGUUGAAUGCUUAUUUAACCGUACAUAUCUCACAGAAGCAGCCAGCUGAAGCUGUGAAUAUUUAUACCAAGAUGUUUGAUAAAUUUGCAGUAAAAAAAGAUGGGUUCACAUUUAGUCAAAUGUUGGAGUAUUGUUAUAAACAAAAGGAUGACGUGCUUGCUUGGAAAGUAUGGGACGAUUAUCAAACCUUUUUGGAAUCCAAGCACCAAGAAUUUGACAUUAAAGAAAAUGUGGAAGAGAGUAUUAUGGAAAAAAAGGCCAGACAAACUAGAAAAGAAGCUGCUGCUGUACGAGAAGGUUGGACUGAUCAGCAACAGCGAGAGUUAUGUGUUACUAUGGCAAAUACUCUUGCGAGGUAAAGUCACUGUAAAAAAAGAAAUCAAGAAAUAAGGAUUAAUAUGUAUAUAAUUAGGGUAAAUGAUUUAAAGAACGCCCUGGGCAUUAUUGCUACCGAACUACGAAGAUGCUCGAACUUGGGUGCUCCUAGUCUAAGUGAACUAAUGCCUGUUUAUAACAAAUGUAUUCAAUUAGAAGAUGAAGAAGCUAGACAAACACUGAUACGCCUUUGUCCCAAGAAUAAGACAUUUAAAAAUUCGAAAUUCAAGCGUGUAUAUACUUGAUUAUGUAGAAAAUAAAACAUCCAAUUUUGUCAAUAGAAUAUCUCACACAAAGCUGUAGUAAGGGAGGGAUAAUACAACACUUACGUGACGUUUAAAACCACAUCCAACGUAC
Rhizopus microsporus ATCC 52813 is the source of this 2170-nucleotide messenger RNA. Its product is annotated as TPR-like protein. The transcript has 4 exons. The coding region runs from base 370 to 1797 and encodes 475 amino acids. The record is from RefSeq and is a predicted model, not a curated record. Gene Ontology annotation, molecular function: protein binding. NCBI's taxonomy places the organism in Eukaryota, Fungi, Mucoromycota, Mucoromycetes, Mucorales, Rhizopodaceae.